AUCCUUUCCACUGUCGAUGAUAACAUACAUGACUUUAAUGCGACCAAAUUGAUUUUGCUUUUUUCUUGUCAAGUUAUGAUUUGCUUAGACAACGCGCAUCCAGCCAAAUGACCUCCUUGCGCGCUGGCCCGACCGGAACCACAUCUUCCCCUUUCGGCAGUGGGUCUUCGUCGUCUGAUGGGCUUCUGUACACUCCGGCCUCCGACAGAUCAGAGGAGGAGGAUGGCCCAUCCUCAUCGCGGCCCUCUCGUCCUACCAUAGGAUCUCUGAAAGUCCAGACGGACUUCAGUGAUGACGCUGACCUUUCGGGUUCAUCCGACGAUGGGCUGGACGAUGGAUAUGAUUCCUAUGAUGAUAUCCGGCCCAAUUCAAGCAGAGAUUCUCACGAUUUUCUGAAGUAUACGAUUGAGGAGGAGCAACAGGUGGUCAAACGCUUCGAUCGCAAACUCGUUCCAUUUCUGGCGUUGUUAUACUUGCUUUCCUUUCUCGACCGGUCAAACAUCGGCAAUGCAAAGAUUGCCGGCAUGGAGGAGGACCUGCAGCUUUCCUCCUCGCAGUAUGAGUGGCUGCUCACAGCCUUCUACAUCACCUACAUCCUCUUCGAAUGGAUGACUCUGAUGUAUCGACUGGUGCCUGCGCACAUCUACAUCGCCCUGUGCGUCUUUGGAUGGGGCCUCGUCGCCUCUUUCCAAUCGCUCGCCACCUCCUUCGGCGCGCUCGUCUUCCUUCGCGCAGCGCUGGGAAUCACCGAAGCAGCAUUCGGGCCCGGCGUGCCCUUCUAUCUCUCGCAAUUCUACAAGCGGGAGGAACUCGCCUUCCGCAACGGGCUCUUCAUCUCCGCCGCCCCGCUGGCCUCCUCCUUCGCCAGUAGCCUCGCCUGGGUGAUCGUCAAGUUCAGCAGCGGAGGCCCCAUUGCCCCCUGGCGCACCUUGUUUCUGGUGGAAGGGUUCCCCAGCGUGAUUGUGGCCGUCUUCGCCUGGCUCUGGAUCCCCGACUCCCCCGGGACCGCGCGGUUUCUGAACUCGCGGCAAAGAAUGAUCGCGCAGCUCCGCAUGGAUGACAGUAGUAGUGGCAUUGGCAGUGGUACUUCAUCACGGCGACUUGGAGGGGCAUUUGACUGGGGGGAAGUCAAAAAGACCCUCGCCGACCCCAAAGCGUACAUCACCGCUUUCAUGUUCUUCAGCUGCAACGUCGCCUUCAGCUCCAUGCCCGUCUUCCUACCCACAAUAAUCGCAGAAAUGGGCUACACCCCACUCCAAUCCCAAGCCCUCAGCGCACCGCCUUACCUCCUUGCCUUCGUCAGCGUCCUCCUCACAGCCUACUACUCCGACCGCCACCGCCGCCGCAGCCCCUUCCUGAUCGCCCACGCCCUCGUCUCGGCCACGACGUACCUCACCCUCGCGCUCACGGGCCACUACCACGGGUUCUUCUCCGACCGGAACCUCACCACGCAACAGACCACCCUCCGCUACGUCAGCCUCUACCCGGCCAUCGCGGGCUUCUUCUCCGCCAUCACGCUGAUCAUCACCUGGAGCAUGGACAACCGGGCUGCGCAGGAGGGCAAAGGCGCCAGCGUCGCGCUGCUGAAUCUGGUGGGCCAGUGCGGGCCCUUGCUGGGGACGCGGCUAUACCCUGCCCGCGAGGGGCCGUGGUAUGUGCGGGGCAUGGGGGUGUGUGCGGGGUGUAUGGUUCUCGUGGCUGUGUUGGCGGUGGUGUUGAGGGGGAUGUUGGGGAGGGAGAAUCGGAGGGUGCAGCAAGGGAAACAGGGGGGAGGGGGGAGGGGGAGUGAGGAGUUUGAGAUGGAGAGGAGGGAGGGCGGGGAGGAGAGUGAGGUGUUGAUUUUGGGGGAGAGAAGGAGAGGGUGGAGGGACGGUGGGAGGAGGAAGGCUGUUGGGGAUGUCGGCGCUGGGUAUAUCCUUUGA
Messenger RNA from Aspergillus uvarum CBS 121591, 1922 nucleotides. Its product is annotated as putative MFS transporter. Gene Ontology annotation, biological process: transmembrane transport. The transcript has 4 exons. The record is from RefSeq and is a predicted model, not a curated record. Gene Ontology annotation, molecular function: transmembrane transporter activity. Gene Ontology annotation, cellular component: membrane. NCBI's taxonomy places the organism in Eukaryota, Fungi, Ascomycota, Eurotiomycetes, Eurotiales, Aspergillaceae. Bases 108 to 1922 code for a protein of 604 amino acids.